AUGUACUUCAACCACUAUCUGCAACAGAUUUUUUCAUCUUCUCCUAACGACGGUUCUAAAGUGCGAGUUGCAUAUCAAGGGGUGCCAGGUGCAUAUAGUGAGGCUGCUGCACUUAAAGCAUAUCCGAAGUGCGAGACUGUCCCAUGUGACCAGUUUGAAGCUGCAUUCAAGGCAGUUGAACUCUGGUUAGUGGACAAAGCAGUGCUUCCUAUUGAGAAUUCUGUAGGUGGGAGCAUUCAUCGUAAUUAUGACUUGCUCCUUCGGCACAGGCUACACAUAGUCGGGGAAGUGAAAUUAGUUGUUAACCGUUGUCUGUUAGGCUUGCCCGGAGUCAGGAAGGAGGAUUUAAAGCGUGUUUUAAGCCACCCUCAGAUUGCUAGUAAAGUGUUGGAUCAAUGCGAGAUGACAUUGAACAAGUUGGGUGUUGUCAGAGUCAAUUAUGAUGAUACCGCUGGUGCUGCUCAGGUUGUAGCCGCUGAUAGAAUAAGAGAUACCGGAGCUGUUGCAAGUUCCCGAGCUGCAGAAAAUAUAUGGGCUUGA
Daucus carota subsp. sativus is the source of this 540-nucleotide messenger RNA. RefSeq names its product arogenate dehydratase 3-like. Gene Ontology annotation, cellular component: chloroplast; cytoplasm. The record is from RefSeq and is a predicted model, not a curated record. Lineage: Eukaryota; Viridiplantae; Streptophyta; Magnoliopsida; Apiales; Apiaceae. Gene Ontology annotation, biological process: L-phenylalanine biosynthetic process. Gene Ontology annotation, molecular function: arogenate dehydratase activity; prephenate dehydratase activity. The transcript is spliced from 7 exons. Bases 1 to 540 code for a protein of 179 amino acids.